Messenger RNA from Heterobilharzia americana, 528 nucleotides. The record is from the annotation of a GenBank genome assembly. Lineage: Eukaryota; Metazoa; Platyhelminthes; Trematoda; Strigeidida; Schistosomatidae.
AUGUUCUGGUUAUACGAUUUAGCUGACGCGGAUCGAUUAAAAUUACCUUUGGAAAUGUAUGAGAAUCAUAAAGCUGCUAUCAUUGUUGUAGAUAUGGCUUCAUUCUCCACGCAAAUAAUUAUGAAAUCUGUUAUUCUGUUCACCAUCACAUUGUUUUCUGUAAUAAAUACCGCCCAAGGCAGUUUUUUUUAUGGAUAUGUCCAAGAUGGCAUAAAUAUAAUUUUAGAGCUUGGUAAAAGAUUUAUAGACUAUAUUUUACCGUUUCCUGUUUUUGCACCGACAACUGUAACACCAGCUAUGUUUAGUCAUCAUCAUCAUCAUCAUCAUCAUCAUCAUCAUCAUCAUCAUCAUCAUCAUCAUCAUCAUCAUCAUCAUCAUCAUCAUCAUCAUCAUCAUCAUCAUCAUCCAUCAUCAUCAUCAUCAUCAUCAUCAUCAUCAUCAUCAUCAUCAUCAUCAUCAUCAUCAUCAUCAUCAUCAUCAUCAUCAUCAUCAUCAUCAUCAUCAUCAUCAUCAUCAUCAUCAUGGUAA